This is a messenger RNA of Knipowitschia caucasica, 1644 nucleotides long. The record is from the annotation of a GenBank genome assembly. NCBI's taxonomy places the organism in Eukaryota, Metazoa, Chordata, Actinopteri, Gobiiformes, Gobiidae.
AUGUAUACGUCCGGUGCGGAGUUGGGAUCCGUGGCUGCGGAGAGGCGCAGACCAGGCCCUGCGCUGACCCCUGACGACAGAGACAUAUGGAGGGACCCCGGGCGCAUGGGCUGGAGAGAGGCCCGAGACAGCGGCGUGGUGCAGAGCUACAGCUUCGACUCGUAUCAGCUGGAGGAAGAGGAGAUGAGCAAAGACGCCCCUGAGCGAGGAGUGCUGGCUCUGUCUGAACCUGACUUCGAGGAGCCGAUCCCAGAUGACCGUUACCAUGGCAUUUACUUUGCAAUGCUUCUGGCCGGAGUGGGGUUCCUGCUGCCCUACAACAGCUUCAUCACUGAUGUCGACUACCUCCAUCACAAGUUUGAAGGGACGUCCAUCGUGUUCGACAUGAGCCUGACGUACAUCCUGGUGGCUCUGAUGGCGGUGAUCCUCAACAACGUCCUGGUGGAGCGACUGAGUCUGCACACCAGGAUCACCGUGGGUUACAUCUUUGCUCUGGGGCCACUGGUCUUUGUCAGUGUUUUUGAUGUCUGGCUGGAAAAGUUCACCACAAGACAAGCGUACAUCAUAAACUUAGUGUCCGUGGGGGUGGUGGCAUUCGGAUGCACAGUGCAGCAGUCCAGUUUCUAUGGUUACAUGGGGAUGCUUCCCAAGAGGUACACGCAAGGAGUGAUGACCGGAGAGAGCACGGCGGGGGUCAUCAUCUCUCUGUCUCGCAUCUUCACAAAGCUGCUGAUCCCAGACGAGCGCAGGAACACGCUCAUCUUCUUCCUGGUGUCCAUCAGUAUGGAGAUGCUCUGCUUCCUGCUGCACCUGCUCGUACGCCGCUCACGCUUCGUGCGCUACUACACCAGCCUCGCUCAGGGCAAAGCGGCGGGCAAAGGUCAUGACCCGCGAGACAACGGCACUGGGUACAGGGUGCACCAUGACGUCACAGCAGAGGAAGUGCGAUUUGGGAAUGGAGUGACAAUGCCCUCGGACAGACAGACAGAAGAAGGUGUGGAUGACUUUGGAGGAGGAACUUAUGUACGUUUUGAUGCCCCAAAAGCCAACGUCAGGAAAAGCUGGCCUGGACUUCGUGACAUGAUCUUUCACCGGUAUGUGGUGUCGCGGGUGAUAUGGGCCUAUAUGCUGUCCAUCGCAGUGACCUACAGCAUCACACUCUGCCUCUUCCCUGGACUGGAGUCAGAAAUACGCAACCCCACGUUAGGAGAAUGGCUUCCCAUCCUCAUCAUGGCCACUUUCAAUAUGUCCGACUUUGUCGGAAAGAUUCUGGCCGCGGUGCCGUACGACUGGUCUGGGGGCCGGCUGCUGUUCUUCUCCUGCCUCAGAGUGGUCUUCAUCCCUCUCUUCGUCAUGUGCGUGUACCCGGCCAGGGCCCCCACCCUGUCGCACCCUGCCUGGCCCUGCCUCUUCUCUCUGCUCAUGGGCGUCACCAACGGCUACUUCGGAUCAGUGCCCAUGAUCCAGGCGGCGGGGAAAGUGCCUCCGGAGCAGAGAGAGCUGGCUGGAAACACCAUGACAGUGUCGUACAUGACAGGCCUCAUGGUGGGCUCAGCUGUGGCCUACGCUGCCUACAGCUUCACUGCUCCAGGAUCAGGGACACGGCUGCAAACUCUGCACCCUCUGAACGCUACAGGCUUCUGA